Messenger RNA from Aedes albopictus (Asian tiger mosquito), 3036 nucleotides. RefSeq lists its product as uncharacterized. Lineage: Eukaryota; Metazoa; Arthropoda; Insecta; Diptera; Culicidae. The transcript is spliced from 3 exons. The record is from RefSeq and is a predicted model, not a curated record. Bases 616 to 1815 code for a protein of 399 amino acids.
UCUUUGAAAGUGUCAAAGUACACACACGCCUAAAAAAACACUUGAACCGAACAACAUCAUUUCUUUUUAAACACUUCGGGUAAUAUAAAACCUAUUCUGGAAAAAAUGUUUUGAUUUCUAUAAAUAAUAAAGUUAAAAACAUUACAAAUAAUAACAAUAUUAAUAAUAAUAACAUACUUUUGGUCACAAAUUCUCCUUUAGCGCUACCUUCAGCGCUUUAUUACUUGAUAAAAUAUUUUGCACGUGCAAAAUGUUUUUGGUAUACAAGCGUAACAUUCCAAAAGAGUUUGUUCCUUAAAUCUUUUUUUUGUGAUCUUAAAUUAUUUUCUUUAUUUUUGUUGGCUACAAAUGCGCUAAAAUUUUUAAAAAAGUUUUUUUUUUUUUUAAUUUCAGCGAAGCUUACACUUGAAUAAUUCCGAUUCAAUUUGAUAGUAUAUUUAACAAUAUAUAAAAAAAAUAUUUUCUGUCUGCAUCAAGUUGAACAAAACAUUACUAAAAGUUAUUCCAUAUUUUCAUCCAUUCUUGUUUGCUCGUCGUGCUGUUGGCUUGCAGCUCGACCAUUUUGCCGCUACAUUUUGUGCACUAAAAGCGUGUGUUCCGAGUAAAUUCAACAAAAUGCCACCGAAAAAGAAAAACGCUUCCUCCAAAAACCCCAAAACUGCUGGAGCAAACAAUCGACAAACCAAAAGAGUCAAGGAAUGUGCCAAUGACGGUGAAAAGGGCAUUCGCACUCGCGCGAAGACAUCCAAUCAACAUUACCUGAAGAACGCUCUUGAAGCAGCCAUGGUUGACAUAAAUGGAGAGGCAUAUGCGGCCGGUGGCCUCAACUUUGUGGCAACCAACUCGAUCAGACUGUCAGAAGAACAAGAUCGAUUUAUGAAUACUGAUCCGCUGGAUUUGAGUUUAAAGGAAUCGUCGUUCCGGCAACAGACUCAAACGAACAUCCAAGGUUUGAUCGAUGAAGUUAAACAUCUCACUGUUGAGGCCCCUGAUGAUCCGCUACGCAGGCUGUCACAGAAGCGAGCGUUUUAUGAAGUGGAUGAUCUUCCGUCCGACGAUUCCGAAGAUAUGCAGUUUGAUACACAAGCAAAGGCCGCCCAAGGUACAACAGAUACGGCUCAUUGUUCUUAUGAUGAUAUAGAAGAUGUAGAUGACAACGAUGUCGUUGAAAGCAGCCAACCUACUAUCGUUGCUACAAAAAAGGUGCCAUCUCAGCGCAGAGGUCUGGUGGCGGAGAUUGCGAGAGAGAUUGCACUCCUCACCCAUGAUGUCAGCAAUCCCAUUGAAGAAUCGACGCAGAUGCGACACAAUGCAGACCCCGAUGCAGACAGAGAAGCUCUCCCACAUGUUCCGGAUGUCUGGAGCCUAGAAGAGUGGCGACCGCCACGACCUGGAACACCUAAAGCUGAUACUGUCCCAGAACCUGGAACAUCGAAAGCUGGUGCUGUCCCUGAUGCUCGAAUUAUUCCAACCUUCUCUGUUGAAUCGGCUGCUACAGGGAAUGAAGCAGAGGUAAGUUCGGUUUCGAACAAACGCAAAGAAGGCUCCAAGCAUCAACAGGAAGGCGGAAAGUACCGCAAAAAGUAUCUAGCACUUAUGAGGAAAUACCGUGAAAAGUGUGAGGCAUUGAAGAAACAGAAGGAGAAGAACCAGAAACAGCUGCUUAAAAUAGCAGAACUGAAAGAUUUGUUGGUUUUCGCCAAUGUAGAGGCGAAAAAAGCGCAAUUGGAUCCAAAUGCUAAACAUGUAAGUGAUAUAGUUCAUUCAAUUGCCAAUGGUAUUUUGUUUACUUCUUUUAUUCAGUUAUUUUUUUAAUAUUUUUUCCUUUAAUUCUUUCAACAGACUUUCACAACGAAUGAUGAAAUCGACAUGACUGAAAGUCAAAUCGAAGAAAUUAAUAUGGCCUCCAAAUCCGACGUUACCUUCGGGCAAAAUCUUGCGAUAUUUUUCUACGGUGCCCAAAGAUUACGAGAAAUGUCCGUAACAGGGACUGCAACUCGUCGGUUCAAGAACUCAAAACCACGACCAGGCAUAUCACCGAAAAAACUAACAUUCAUCCACGGUAUGUAUCGAGAGUUUCGGAAAUAAUUUUAAAAUUCAAGCAAUUACCAGAAUGAAAUUUUUGUCCACAGAAAAAGUGCAACAACGAGUCGCCGCACGGGUUGGCGCCAAUAAUCUAUCUUUGAUCAACACGUUGGCUCAUUCAACCGUAAUAAACAAAGGAAUUGCUGAAAAGAUUGCGAACCUAAACAAGGCAAAUAAGUACGCAGAGGCUCGCAGUGCCAGUCGAGAUGUGGGCCAGGAAGCCCAUUCGAAAUGAUGGACUUGUCUAUGCCCAUUACUAGGGCGGUUUUAUAUAACAUAACGUAACGUUAAGUUUCAAUUUGAUUUUUAUUGCAAACUUGUUCUGUUUAAAUAAGCGUUGAAUUUGUUUUUUGCUGAAUGGCUUAUGAGCCAAUGUAUAAGCCAAGGUACUCAUUUGGCUAAUUUUAAACUCGCAAAGAUUCCGAAAAUAAAUAAUGAUUUUUCUGGACAAAAUAUCUGAGUUAUUCUUAUUGUAUGAAAAAUAUCACAAUACCAUUUAACUGUAUGGUAUGCAUAUUGUAGAACAGUAGAAUAGUUGAUAGAAAACCAUUCCUUUACAAUUUAUUGUAUUGUACAUUGGGGGAAACUAUACUAUUAUGAACGGAACAAAAACAAUACACUGUAUUGUUCUGGUACUAUUUGAGAACAAUUAAAUGUAUGGUGAUUUUCAUAUUUCACCUAAAUUUAAGAACAAUACUUUAACAAUACAUCUUAUUGUUUUUGGAAAAAAAAUGUAUGGAGAAAAAACUUUUUUUAUAUUGUUACGAUACUUAACAACCCGUAUAGGAUAUUGUAAAAAGCUCAUAUACCAUACAGUAAAUGGUUUGAAACAAAAUAUAUUAUGGUAAGUGUAUUGUAAUUUUUACAAUACCUGAUAUUGUUUUCAUAUCAUUUUUAAUAGUACUGUUACAAUACAUUGUUUUGUUUUUGAAUAAUAUUUUUUAUUCGGGA